Molecule: messenger RNA, 529 nt
Organism: Galdieria sulphuraria
Lineage: Eukaryota; Rhodophyta; Bangiophyceae; Galdieriales; Galdieriaceae
Product: CDP-diacylglycerol--glycerol-3-phosphate 3-phosphatidyltransferase
Exons: 1
Coding region: 21-470 (149 amino acids)
Biological process (GO): glycerophospholipid biosynthetic process
Cellular component (GO): membrane
Molecular function (GO): CDP-diacylglycerol-glycerol-3-phosphate 3-phosphatidyltransferase activity
Source: RefSeq, a predicted model, not a curated record
UUUGUCAUUCUAUUUUCAGAAUGGACGACCAUAAUAAUAGUGGUUUGAAAGUUCCAGAUUCAAAGGACCAUCCAUUACCUUGGAAACCACCUCCUACUCGUUGGAUAUUGCGUAUUCCACUGAUUCUUACUUGGAUUCGUAUUGCACUUAUUCCACUAUUUGUCUUUAUAUUCUAUCUUCCUAUAGCCAACUCUGGUAUAGUAUGUCUAAGUAUCUUCGCGUUGGCUUCCUUUUCUGAUUACUUGGAUGGCUAUUUGGCAAGAAAAUGGAAUUGUACGAGUUCCUUUGGAUCCUUUUUGGAUCCCGUUGCUGAUAAACUGUUGGUAACCAUUGCCUUGAUACUCUUAUCUUCCCAUAGAGGAGGUAUUUUAUUACCCAUUUGUACCAGUAUUAUUGUAUCACGUGAAAUAUUGAUAUCAGCUUGGAGAGAAUGGAUGACUGCUUUAGGUAAAAGAGAAUCGGUAAGUUGAUGUACUUGCAAGUUGAAGAAGAAGAGAGGAAUCAUAAGGAUAAAAAGGUUUCUGUUGGU